AAAAAAACUCAAAGCAAUGUGGAGAAGGUCAGCUUCUUUCAUCCUCGACCGAACCUCGAAUCCAUCAUCACCUCCCAUGGCCAACAACACCACAACACAAACCCCUUUUCAAAACCCUGACGCCAUCUCCGCCUACUACCAAACCCGAGCGGCGCAUCAUCACGGCGUCAUCACAAGCGAUUGGCUAGCUCAGGCUCAAGCCGCCGUGGAGCAGCCUCCUGACGACGAAGACUCAUCGGUCUCUGAUCACGGGAAUUAUGAGAAGAGUUUUGAUGUGAUUGAUGAGUUUAAUGGAUGGAGAAAGCAGCCGGAUUUGGCGGAAGCUGUUGCGGCUAUUCGAGCUUUGGCUGCUGUUAUACGUGCGAGUGAGGCUACUACUAUGAUGGAGCUUGAGAUUGAGCUUAAGAAGGCGUCAGAUACACUCAAGUCAUGGGACAAGACAUCAAUCUCCUUGACUGCUGGAUGCGAUCUAUUCAUCAGAUACGUAACAAGAACCUCUGCUUUGGAAUACGAAGAUUUCAAUUCAGCUAAGUCUCGCCUCCUCGAACGUGCUGAGAAAUUUGGUGAAAUAUCUUGCAAGGCUCGUAAGAUUAUUGCAAUGCUUAGUCAAGAUUUUAUAUUCGACGGUUGCACCAUAUUGGUUCAUGGACUCUCUAGAGUUGUCCUCGAAGUACUCAAAACCGCUGCACAAAACAACAAACUCUUCCGAGUUCUCUGCACAGAGGGAAGGCCAGACGGAACAGGAGUUUUGUUAUCAAACGAGCUGUCUAAACUCGAUAUCCCUGUGAAGCUGCUUCUUGAUUCAGCUGUGGCGUAUAGCAUGGACGAGGUGGACAUGGUGUUUGUAGGAGCAGAUGGAGUUGUGGAAAGUGGUGGUAUUAUCAACAUGAUGGGGACUUAUCAGAUCGCACUUGUGGCUCACAGCAUGAAUAAACCGGUCUAUGUGGCUGCAGAGAGUUACAAGUUUGCUAGGCUUUAUCCAUUGGACCAAAAGGACAUGGCACCGGCGUUGAGACCAAUAGAGUUUGGUGUGAAGAUUCCAGCGAAGGUGGAAGUAGAGAGGUCGGCUCGUGACUAUACUCCGCCUCAGUACUUGACGCUACUCUUCACUGACCUUGGUGUUCUUUCUCCUUCUGUUGUUAGUGAUGAGCUUAUUCAACUCUAUCUUUGA
Molecule: messenger RNA, 1171 nt
Organism: Eruca vesicaria subsp. sativa (arugula)
Lineage: Eukaryota; Viridiplantae; Streptophyta; Magnoliopsida; Brassicales; Brassicaceae
Source: the annotation of a GenBank genome assembly